AUGCGUGUAUGUUACUAUGAUCUAUUAAGCGUCGAACGGCAAGCCACUGGUGAAGAAAUCAAGAAAGCCUAUAGACGACAAGCUUUGAUAUGGCAUCCAGAUAAAAACGGUGAUAGGGUGCAAGAAGCCACCGAAAGAUUUGCUCUUAUUCAAGAAGCAUACGAAGUAUUGUCUGAUCCGCAAGAACGAUCAUGGUACGAUGGACAUCGGGAUGCUAUUCUUCGAGGUGACGAUCACAAAGGACAACGGGAUAGUAGUGCUGGUAUGGGUGCUGAUGAUUUGAUGCGAUACUUUAGUGUAUCAGAAUACAAAGGAUAUAAUGACAGCGAUCAAGGCUUUUAUACGGUCUAUCGACAAUUAUUUCAAAAGCUGGCGAAUGAAGAAGAAGAAGCUUAUAGAAACAGUCCUUCUGAAGAUGAUGGUAUGGGAUCAUCAGGUUAUACAACACUUCCUUCAUUCGGUAAUUCCAAAACACCUUUUGCUGACAAUGAUGGUUACUUGGGUUAUGGCGCAUAUGUACGUGAUUUCUAUGGUGCUUGGUCCAACUUUUCGACUCAAAAAUCGUUCCAAUGGUUAGAUAAAUGGCGAUUAUCUGAUGCUCCUAAUCGGUUUGUAAGGCGUGCUAUGGAAAAGGAAAACAAAAAAGCUCGGGAUAUUGGGAAAAAGGAAUAUAAUGAUACCAUUCGGAAUUUGGCAGUAUUUAUCAAGAAACGAGAUCCUCGCAUGAAAGCAUAUCAAGAAGAAGAACAGAAACGAAAAGAAGAAGCUGCAGCUUUACAGAAAGCAAAGUUACAACGAGAAAAGCAGGAACUUCAAGCACAAAGGGCCAAUUAUCAAGAACAAGAAUGGGCCAAGAUAGAUGAUCGACAAUUGAAUGGAUACUUUUCUGAAGACGAAAAAGAAGACGAAGAAGAUACAAUGGCUGAUGGUGAAGUGGAAGAAAGUGAUUUUUAUUGUGUGGUAUGCGACAAGUUUUAUAAAAGUGAACAACAAUUAUCAAGUCAUGAAUCAAGUCGGAAACAUGCUAGAUUGGCCUAUAGAAUGAAGAAACAAAUGAUGGCAGAUGAAUUGGACUUUUUAUCAAUGCAACAAAAACCUGCUGAUGACGAUAAGGAUAUUGGAACAGAAAUCACUGGGAAGACUGAAAUCAACGAUGAUAAUGAUGAUGGUGAUGGUGGCAGUCAUAGUGACAACAUUGGUAUAUCCAUGAUGAAACCAAAGAAGAAAAAGAAUAAACAAAAGAAGAAAAUGACACCUCAUUGGGGAUUUGACGAGCCUGAUCAAGAAAUAUUAUCGGAACAACAAGAUAUGGACGAUGUCACCGCACUAGCUGCUAGUUUGGAAUUGGAACAAUCUUCACGGCGACGCAAACGAAAUGGAAAACAGGAUAUUGGAGGUAAACAUCACUGA
Messenger RNA from Halteromyces radiatus, 1410 nucleotides. RefSeq lists its product as uncharacterized. Gene Ontology annotation, cellular component: cytoplasm. Gene Ontology annotation, molecular function: nucleic acid binding; zinc ion binding. Bases 1 to 1410 code for a protein of 469 amino acids. The record is from RefSeq and is a predicted model, not a curated record. NCBI's taxonomy places the organism in Eukaryota, Fungi, Mucoromycota, Mucoromycetes, Mucorales, Cunninghamellaceae. The transcript is spliced from 4 exons.